Molecule: messenger RNA, 2577 nt
Organism: Protobothrops mucrosquamatus (brown spotted pit viper)
Lineage: Eukaryota; Metazoa; Chordata; Lepidosauria; Squamata; Viperidae
Gene: SLITRK2
Product: SLIT and NTRK like family member 2
Exons: 1
Coding region: 1-2577 (858 amino acids)
Biological process (GO): regulation of presynapse assembly; axonogenesis; positive regulation of synapse assembly
Cellular component (GO): membrane; glutamatergic synapse
Molecular function (GO): protein binding
Source: RefSeq, a predicted model, not a curated record
AUGCAGAAGGGGGUUUGGCUGCUGAGUGUGUUCACAGUAGCUGGGAUCGCGCCGACCACGGAGAGCCGCAAACCUGCCAAAGACAUUUGCAGCAAGAGCCGUUGCCCUUGUGAGGAGAAGGAGAACGUGCUGAAUAUUAAUUGUGAAAACAAGGGAUUUACAACGGUUGGCCUCCUCCUGCCUCCCCCGUCCAAGAUCUAUCAACUCUUUCUCAAUGGGAAUGCCUUCGCCCGACUCUACCCCAACGAAUUUGUCAACUAUUCCAAUGCUGUGACGCUCCACUUGGGCUACAACGACAUGGAGGAGAUCCGAACUGGGGCCUUCCUGGGCCUUCGGAUUCUUAAGAGGCUGCACCUCAACAACAACAAACUGGAGAUCUUACGGGAGGAUACCUUCCUAGGCUUAGAGAGUCUGGAGUAUCUCCAGGCUGACUACAACUACAUCACUGCAAUUGAGGCGGGGGCUUUCAGCAAACUCAACAAACUGAAGGUGCUGAUCCUCAACGACAACCUGUUGUUAUCCCUUCCUAGCAACGUGUUUCGCUUUGUCCUCCUGACCCACCUGGACCUUAGAGGGAACCGGCUAAAAAUGAUGCCUUUUGCUGGAGUCUUGGAGCACAUCGGCGGAAUUAUGGAAAUUCAGCUGGAGGAGAAUCCAUGGAACUGUACCUGUGACCUUCUGCCUCUCAAAGCAUGGCUAGAUACCAUCACAGUCUUUGUUGGGGAGAUUGUAUGCGAGACCCCUUUCAGGUUGCACGGCAAAGACGUCACACAACUCACCAGGCAGGACCUCUGCCCUCGAAAAAGUAUGGGCGAUGCCAACCCAAGGGAGAAAUAUCCUUCCCACUCAGACACGCACAUCCAGAGACUUCCCCCAACAGUUAAUUCUGCUGUUGGGGCCACCAGGGCUCCCAAGGCCAGCCGCCCACCCAAAACAAGGAAUCGACCCACCCCACGGGUCACCGUGUCUAAAGACAGGCAGAUAUUUGGGCCCAUCAUGGUUUAUCAAACCAAAUCCCCCCUGCCGCUGACUUGCCCGAGUCUUUGUGCUUGCACUUCGCAAAGUUCUGACAAUGGGUUGAACGUCAAUUGCCAGGAGAAAAGAAUUGGCAACAUCUCCGAUCUCCACCCCAAGCCCACCAGUCCAAAGAAACUCUAUUUGACCAGCAAUUACUUGCAAACGAUCUAUAAAAGUGAUCUCUUGGACUAUCCCUCAUUGGACCUGUUGCAUUUGGGAAACAAUAGGAUUGCUGUGAUCCAAGAAGGUGCCUUUUCUAACCUCACCAGUUUACGCAGACUUUAUCUCAAUGGUAACUACCUUGAGGUCUUGUAUCCUUCCAUGUUUGAAGGGCUCCACAGCUUACAGUAUCUCUAUUUAGAGUAUAACGUGAUUAAAGAGAUCCUGCCACGUACCUUUGAUGCAUUGGGCAAUCUUCACCUACUCUUUCUGAACAACAAUCUUUUGAGGUCCCUGCCGGACAAUGUCUUUGGAGGCACCACCUUAACUAGACUCAACCUGAGAAACAACCAUUUCUCCUACCUGCCUGUGCAAGGUGUCCUCGACCAGCUUUCAGCCCUAAUUCAAAUCGACCUUCAAGAAAAUCCUUGGGAUUGUACUUGUGAUAUCAUGGGGUUGAGAUACUGGAUAGAACAAGUCACCGAGCAAAACAAUCAGCAGUCAGGAGGCCCGGUGGUAAUCAACGAAGUGAUCUGUGACUCUCCUGCCAAGCAUGCUGGAGAACAUCUCAAGACCUUGAGCAAAGAAGCCAUCUGCCCCGAGAACCCCAAUCUCUUAGAUUCUCCUCUCUUGUCCCUCAAUCUGAACACUGAUAUGCCAUCAGCCUUCAGUGUCUUCCCCAGCGCCUUUCCAGAAAUGCAGACGGAAGUCCCUCUCUCUGUCUUAAUUUUGGGCCUUCUGGUUGUGUUUAUCUUGUCGGUCUGCUUUGGGGCCGGGCUGUUCGUCUUUGUUCUCAAACGGCGUAAGGGGCUGCCAAGUGUGCCCAGCAGUGCCAACAACCUUGACGUCAGUUCCUUCCAACUGCAGUACGGGUGCUACAACAGCGAGGCCCACGAGAAAGCUGAAGGGCAUGUCUAUAAUUACAUCCCUCCUCCCGUUGGAGAGAUGUGCCAGAAUCCUAUCUACAUGCAGAAGGAAGGAGACCCCGUGGCUUACUACCGGAAUCUCCACGAAUUUAGCUACAGCAACCUCGAGCCGAAGAAGGACGACUCCACCAGCUUUGCCUUCACCAUCACAGCAGCAGACAUGCUGGAGAAGCAGUCCUUUUCCAGGGAGCCUGAACUCUUGUACCAAAACCUCGUGGAGAGGGUGAAGGAACUGCCCAGUGGAAGCAUGGUCCAGUAUAAUUUUUGCACCCUCCCCAAAAGGCAGUUUGCCCCUUCCUACGAGUCCAGGCGACAAAACCAAGACAGGCUCAAUAAAACGGUUUUGUACGGGACUCCGAGGAAGUAUUUUACGGAACUGUCCAAGCCUGAUCUCCCUUUGCUGCAGGGAAAGUUGCAGGCCGAACCGGACUACCUCGAAGUGUUGGAAAAACAAACGGCCAUUAGUCAGCUGUGA